Molecule: messenger RNA, 4923 nt
Organism: Mytilus trossulus (common blue mussel)
Lineage: Eukaryota; Metazoa; Mollusca; Bivalvia; Mytilida; Mytilidae
Product: protein phosphatase 1L-like
Exons: 6
Coding region: 123-1190 (355 amino acids)
Biological process (GO): peptidyl-threonine dephosphorylation; positive regulation of canonical NF-kappaB signal transduction; positive regulation of canonical Wnt signaling pathway
Cellular component (GO): nucleus; cytosol
Molecular function (GO): protein serine/threonine phosphatase activity; cation binding
Source: RefSeq, a predicted model, not a curated record
UCUUCCCAUCAUGCAAUUUCAAAAAUGGGUCCUGUUUGUUGAUUUCUUUUUUAUUGCCAAAUCCAAUAAUUGAAAUUCCAAGGUGUUGAAAUAAUUUCAAUUGCAAUGAAUUAAGAAACAAAAUGACACUAACUGCUGCUGUCAGCAGAUAUAUACGCAAAUAUCUAUUUUCCCAAGAACUCGUCCUAACUUGUAUAUUUCUGAUAAUUUUGUAUCAGUCGGUAUUCCACGUCAAACCAAUAUGGCGAUAUCUCCGGCGAACCAAGCUUAAUAUUCAGUUACGUUGGCAAGGACAGUACAACUCUUCAAAGGUGCAGGAUUCUCAUCUGCUGAAUUCAAGUGGAGAAAACGAUGCUUGGGAAACAAAAAAAGGCAAUGCAGCUGUUUAUGCCAUUCAAGGGAGGCGCCCCCAUAUGGAGGACCGGUUUAACAUAGUUUAUGACUUAGAACAUACCAAAUCUUCAAUCUAUGGAAUAUUUGAUGGACAUGGUGGAGAGUUUGCAGCAGACUUUGUGGAGAAGACAUUGAUUAAGAAGAUGAUGAUAAGAUUACUGAAAUCUUCUCUAGAUCACAGUCAAGUCAACAUAUCACAAAUGAUUAUGCAGGAGAUGUUAGAUGUUGAUGAUCAGCUUCUGAAGGUCACAAGGUCAAACAUGGACAUAUCAGGAACAACGGCUGUUUUAGCAUUGGUACAAGAUGGAACAUUAACAGUAGCUAACGUUGGCGACUCAAGGGGUGUACUGUGUGACAAAGCAGGACAAGCUGUGCCAGUAUCAUUUGAUCAUAAACCACAUUUGGUACAGGAAAGACAAAGAAUCAGGAAUGCUGGAGGGUUUAUUAGUUUCAAUGGAGUCUGGAGAGUAGCUGGUAUACUUGCAAUGUCCAGAGCCUUAGGAGACUACCCAUUAAAAGAUAAAAACCUUGUGAUAGCUAAUCCAGAUAUUUUGACUUUUAACAUUAGUGACCUUCAGCCUCCAUUUAUGAUCUUAGCAACCGAUGGAUUGUGGGAUGUUUUCUCCAAUCAGGAAGCUGUUGAUUACAUCAGUGAACGAUUACAUGAGCCUCACUAUGGCGCCAAGAGUUUAGUCCUUCAGGCCUACUACAGGGGAUCGCUUGACAAUAUUUCUGUCCUGGUUGUUAACUUUAAAGACAAAAAAUCAGCUUCUUUUGAUAAACAACCUAAUCGGUGAUACUAACCUAUCAUUUAGGAAUCUGUUUAAGGGAAAGGGAUAUUAGUCUUAACAGAUUUUUCUUUAUAUAAAAGGUGAUAAGUAUAUUAAAUCAUUUGUUGUGAUAAACUUAGAUAAAGAAAUCUAUUUUUGUAUAAUAAUUUAUAAAUGGCAGAGGUUAGAUUAUUAAACUGUCUCAAAGGUUGAAGUAUAAACUGUCAGUGUGUUUUUGUCUACACAUACUAUUAUUACUGACAAAAGGGGGGAGGGGUAAAAUGUAUCAUUUUCUGAAUAGAGUCAUAUAGCAGUAAUUCAGUAGGAAUUUAUAGAACAUUAAAUUAAUAUAUGGUACAAUAAGUCAAUAGUGUCAUACUAUACUAUUGUUUUACAGUGAACAAUUAGCAAAUGUCAGUCAACAGCAAAAUCAUAUGUACAUGGAGGCAAGGCCAUUUCUUUUAUCAUCUUCAAUAUUUGUAAUGCUGUUUUAAUGGGAAAAUAACAUAAAUGUUUGUGCUGUAGACAUAUUUACUAUUCAAGGUACAAAGAAAGAUGAUAAGGGUUAACCUCCAAAUUUAAAAAAAAUUAUAUCACAAGUUUGAUUCACAAAUAUUGUUCAUAAAAAGGAGCAUGCUUUGGAUGAUAAAACCUUACAAUGAAACGCUACAGCAAGAAGCAAUAAAGAGGGCACAUCAGAAAGAGGAGAGAUGAAGGGUUCUCAAUUUGAUUUUCAUUUGUCCACAGUAUAUUGGAGAAUUGUAUGUGAAGGUGAAAAUGUUUAAGUUAAAUCAUCUGAUGCUCUAUCUUUUAAAUGAAAGGAGUUUUUGGUAACUUUAAUACAAUGACUUUGUUUUUAAUUACAUUCCAAAAAUUAAAUUGAACGUGAAUUCUAGUCGAAUAUAUUAUAUAAAUCAUUCCAGUCUAUGCUUUCAUUUAUUCUGCUUUUAUUGCAAUCAAUGAAAUUUCUUAAAGGUCAUAGCUAGAAGUUGGGAGCUUUUGUCUUGAAACAAAAAUUAGUGCUAAUUUUAAUGUAUAUAAUGAAUAAUUUGCAUGUGUUUAAUGUAUUUACAUUUGUUUACAACUCAGGUUUAUUAAGACUUACUGGUUGUGAAGGUAUGUGAUAAACCAAAUAUGAAUAGGACAUAAUAUAGAAAUAAGGAGAUAUGUCCAUAGUGGUAGUGUCAUCAUUGAUAUAUAUAUACAAAGUUUAUAAAUAAGGGAAUGUUGUAGAAUUUCCAAUGUUACUGUGGUUCAUGAAUAUUCGUUGGAUGUCAAUUUUCUUUGAUUUCCUGGGUACAGGUUUACCACAAAUUUGAAUGUUCAAUGAAUAGUAUAUUUUCCAUUGGCUUGUAUGCAGAUUUUAGCCAAACCACAAAAAUAAAUAUCCACCAAAGUGUCAGUUUUCCAACUUUUCCUCAAUCCAAGAAAAUUGGUAUCCAAGAAAAUAAAUGAAUCCACAGUACAACUAGCUACCUAAAAAAUAAAUAUAUAGGAAUGAACAAUUUCUAACCACCUUUCUGUCCAAACAAAGGCAAAAGUAGUUUACUGCUGUUCAAUAGUCAUAAAUAAAUCAAUCAAACCAAAACAAAAUAAAAUUCAAUACCUAAAGAAACAAAUCAAGCCAAAGUCAGUAGUUCUCUCAGUGUGCACUGGCUUCCCCUACUAGUCAAACCAGGCCUUUAUAAAAUAGAUAAGUAAUCUGAAUGUGGCAUUAAUAACAACAAUCAAUCUCAAUUACUUUUGUGGUGUUUGUUUGUUUGUUUGUUUUAAAAAUGAAGUAAUUAUAAGGUCAAUUAUUUGUAUAUGCUUUGUUAGAAACAAAAUAUAUCUGCAAUUAUCUUAAAUCAAUGGUUAUUUGUUUCCAACUGCCUUAUGUAGAUGAUAGGAACAUAAUAAAUAUAAUUGAAAAAUCUCAAAUAUAAUUUUUAACGGUUAGUUUAUUAUAAGGUUAGAAUAAUGUAUUAUCAUUUUUGAAGUUGUUAAAUUGCAAUUUAUAACAUUGUCAACAGACUGGUAUUAUCUAUAAUGUUUUUUCAUUGAUAUAAACAUGUAAAAUGUGGGGCAUUAUAACAAUGCAAUAUAUCAUCACAUAUAGUUUGGUAAACAUAAUAGAUGUUCUUGGCAGUUUAUUAUAGACGAUUACUGUUAAAUGUAGAAUUGUUGUACAAUGUAAAAUUGAACAAAAACGGUAGAUUUGGAGAUUAUUUCUUGUGUAAUUUUAGUUAUAUGGUGUUGUGUUCAAUAGUUUCUUAAUGUCUGAAAACCUGGUUUAGGAAUAGUAGUUAUUAGAUAAAAUCUUUCUUUUAACAAGUAAAGACUUAGACUACACUGGUUUAAUAGUCCAAGGUAAACAAUAUUAAAAAUCUUUUUUCAAAUGUAUUUUUAUAAACUGAAGAUGUAACAUGUUAGGUUAUGUAAUCAUUAUAGCCUCAUUCCUCUAUUCCUCCAAUCCACAGAAUAAGACCUCUUUUGUUUGUGAGGUCAAGGAUUGGAGUCUAGAGUGAAAAUUUUGAUCAAAAUGAUGGGAAAAGAUUAACUAGUAAAACUCUUAUAAUAACCCCUCCUCAAACUAAAAGGCAACACAUCUAUGUUGUGAGUGUAUGUUCAGAAGGUUUCAUACUGUUUCUAAGAUACAAAUAGGUACUCAAAGUUCACAAAAUGACUUUUUCAAAUUUUAACUUCAGGUGUUCUUCUGCUAAUCUGUUUCAUGCACAUAUGCCUUCCUCCUGCCCCAUCUAAAACUUAAUGAUAAAAAUGUAUUAAAUCUUAGAAUUUUGGUGUCUUGUUUUUAGAAUUUAUCUGGUGCUCAUAGGGUUGAGUUGCAAUAUUUUUUCUAUCUUUUUGAUAGGUCUUAUUAUACUCUUAUAAUGUGUUUUCAAACUUUGAUAUUAUACAUUAAUUUCUGGUUGAUAUAUUGUACUUUUUUCAGAACAAAGAUUUUCAUGUGAAUAUUUCACUAUUUGUGUUUGUUUUGAUGAAUUUUGGUCUCCAUGAAAAUGCUAGAUCCUUUUCACAACCAUGUAUUUUUUUCUAAAAUGGGAAUGUUUUGCUUGUACAUUUUGUAUUUAUUCACAAGUAAUGCUUCUAUGUGUAAAUCUAGUCGCUUUAUGCUGAUAUUUUAUAAACCUAUAUGUCUGUAUACUGUAGGAAUGAUAGGGUAUUAUAUCUGGUUGUAAACCUGAACUCCUGUGGUAUUUAAUAGACAACAGUUCUGUGUAAGGUGUCCCUUUAAUCUAAUAUCAUCUUUGAAAGAAGCAAUUGUUCUUAAAAAUAAUGAUUAUUCAAAUAAUAUGGUGCAAAAAUAUAUGAUUUGUUGAUCUGAGCCUGCAAAAUUUGUGGCUCAAUGAGACAGUGAUCAUACAAUACUUGAUCAUACAUUUCAUAAUGGUCGUCAUCAACAUUUAAAUUCAGUUAGUAGAAUUUAUUUGAGAAUUUGAAAUUAUUGUCAAACCUUCAAAAAUUAUCAAGAUCAAUAUGUUUUCUAAUUUUCUUUUCUUACAAGAGCGGCUUAGUUUUUGGCAGUCAAUAUUACUCUUUUACACAGACAGCAGUUAGACUAGACAGGAUUACACAUCAUGAAUUUUUACAAAUUAUUUGCAAAUAUGUAACAAAUGGGGCCUCAUGAAUUAUGAUGAAUUUACAGUUUAAAGUACAGUAAACAUGAUUAUCUUAGAGAAGUUAUUUUGUUGUUUUGUAUUAAUUGUUGAUUCAGAUUUUUUGUUAAAAGGUUAAUUUUAAUAAAAAUACCAAAUAUUUA